Molecule: messenger RNA, 14351 nt
Organism: Nomia melanderi (Alkali bee)
Lineage: Eukaryota; Metazoa; Arthropoda; Insecta; Hymenoptera; Halictidae
Source: RefSeq, a predicted model, not a curated record
UUCUUAGAAGAUCGUUGAUACUUCUCAUGAUUCCUUUUUCUCGAAGUCAGAUUAUGGCAUCAGACACCGAGCAUAGAAAUGAAAUGUUGAAGGAGUUGCAAAACUAUGAAGUUAUAAGGGUAAUAAGAAGUUUUCUUUAUGGGACAAUGAGACUAUAACAAAAUAAACUAUGCGGUAUGUGAACAUUUGUACAAGCAAGUUAGUGCGUUUCAAGAGUCGCAUAACUGUUAAAAGAACUGUAGGCUCAAAUGUGCAAUAGAAAUUAGAGUAUCAUAAUUAACAGUGUGAUGAGCGGCAGUGGAUUCAGAGGAAGAGGCUUUGGACCACGGGGUGCACGUUCGAAUGGUCCACCCAAUGGCUUUAGCGGACCCCGGUUUCCACAUCCCAAUUUUAAUCACUCAAGGCCACCACACAGAUUAUCUGGACCUGACAAAUGGGUAGACGGUCCAAAUUUUGCUCCAUGGCAACAGAACAACAAGUUUAUUCCAAGGUCGCAAUAUAGGGGUAAUUUAUCAUUUCGACCAAAUGCUAGGGGUAGAGCAGCUAAUGGCAGGGGAAUUGUAAGGUUUUCUGGACCUGGUAGACCACCAGGUCCUCAAUUUUGUAUGGGUUUUACAAGAAAUCCUGGGCCCAGGAUACCAUUGCCCCAAGAAGAACAACAAAUAAUACAAGAAGAAGAAAAGUCUAUGAUGAUACCACAGACUCCGUUGCUUGGAUCUGAAGAAGAACGUCAGCAAAAAAUUACUGAGACAGCUGACAAAUUAAAAGAAAAAUUAUCUUCCAUAACAGAAGAAGAUCUUACAAACUUUUGGGAAGACGAUUUAUCCUUUUUACCAAAUAGUAGCUCUGAAGAAGGAAUUACUGUGAAAAAGGGUAUUCCUGAACUCAGACAUGAACCUCCAGAACUUGAUUUAACUUUUACUGACUUUAGAGAUAUAGGGAGGGUAGACUGUAAUAAUUCAAAAUUUGAUAAUAUAGAAGAUGGAGAGGACGAUGAUGAUAUUACCAUCAUUUGUGAAAAUGAUAGUGUACAUAGAACUGCAGCUACAAACAAUAUUAUUGUCAUAAAUGAAGAUCACGAAAAUCCCCUAAAUAUUUCAGAAAUUUUACAGAAUAAUGAUAAUUUAAAUCAAUCGAGUAUGUUGGAAGAUGACAAAUGCCAAGAACAGAUGUUCCACGAGGUGCCUAAUUCUGACUUGGAAAACUUGCAUUUGCAAAAUGACAAUGUUUCGGAAGGUUUACAGUCUUGUAAUUUGGAUACCGAUGCCAAUCUAAAUACGGGAGAAGUGAAUGACCUAAUAAAUGAAAAUGCUUUAGUAUUUAACAAUGCAGAGACAAUUCCCACAUCUGUAUCAACUUCAAAUGGUCAGGAUGUAUUGCAAGUAGGAUUUUUGGAAAAUCAGAGCACAUUGCAUGAUAAAAAUACAAUUAUUGCACAAAAUACAAAUGAAAAUGAUCAUUUAGAAGUAAAUGUGAACCAGUGUAGUAGCACACAAGUAAACGUGUCUCAAGAAGAAGCUUGUCAAUUAACAAGCAGCAUAUCCAAUUCAACUCAAAAUAAUUCAAUUACUCAUCCAUCAUCUAAUGAAGAAAUUCAAUUAAAUUUUGCCUUCGAUUCUAAAUCUCCAACAUGUUCACCUUAUGAUGAAGUACAUAAAUUCAAUGAUGACACGAAAUUAUGUAAUCCACCUAUUUUUCACUCAAGGGCAUUUAAUACACCUCCUAGAUUUGCUCCAAGAGUUCUUCCUGGACUUAGAUGCAGGUGGUCAUUUCAACAAAAUGGGAAAAAUAUAUUUUUUAGGGGACCACAAAGAUUACCGUUCCAUGGAAAUCGAAUGCCUCUACCAAGACACAUUGCACCAUACAAACCACCUGACAUGGGUCCAGUUACUUUUGGUCCAUGCGCACCACCGCCAUUUACACACAAUGUACCUGUUUCGAGCCAUGACUCUCAGCACCAUACAUUAGUGCCAUUUUCUUCGAACGAUUUACUUCCUGCGUUCGAUCCCAGUGAACCUCCGCCAAAUAUACGUUCGAUAUCAGUGACUGAAUCAUCCAAUAGACAAGAAAUUACGCGAACUAUGUCUCCUUUAGAUUCAAGGAAUCAAAUAACAAGUGUUUCUCAAAGUAGUAUGGACAUUACGCAACCACCUCCUUCUUUUGAUCCUAGGGGACCACCUCCUAGGAUCUCACCAAUUAAAGCUAAUGAAAAGUUACCUGAAUUUAAUCCUCAACAGCCACCACCAAAAAUUCACAAACAAGAUGAACUUCUUCAACCACCGCCAAUCUUCGAUCCACGGCUGUCCUCUCAAGAACGUUCUAAGCUGAUUGCUCCACUAAACACUUCAGAAUCUCACAUGAUAGCAAAUUUUUCACAACCACCACCGUUUAUGCCUAGUCUACCGGUAAAUUUUCAACCUGUUCUACCCCAAACAAAUAAUGGACAAAUGAUGCUGCAAGAUUUUGGAUUGCCUCCACCAUCUAUAAACAUGACCGAUGUUCCUCCACCCUUACCGCAGGAAGUUCCAUUAGAAAAAAAUUCUAAUAAUCAGCAAGGUAUAAGUAUGGAUGAUGGAUUAGAAGACAUGCAAGAAGCAAUGGAAUUUGCAAAGCAAAUAAUGAAUAUGUCGGUAGAGCCGAAGAAUAAUCGAGGCGCGUCGUCAGCGUUAUCAGAAAUGCAAUUCACACCAUCAGAAAUUCCUAUACCAAAAGAGGAUGUAUCCUGCGCAUUGUUGGUAAAUCAACUACUUGUAAAUACUGGGAAAAAACAGAAGAAGAAGGAAAGUAAAGUUAAAAAAGGAAAACAAAAUACAAUUUGUGAACCAGAACAUAUCCAAAAACAGGAACGAACUCAGAUAACGAAUGAUGAACAGAGUACGCAAAGUCAAAGUAAAACUAGUGAGGAUGUACUGUUAACAAGUGAUCAAAUUCGGCCAAAAGUAGUAUUUAAUUUAAGUUCCAAAACAAAAGUAUUACAAAAACCAGAAGAAUGGCAUAGGCCUUCUAUGAAUACUUCUGAGGAUAAAGAAAGUUCUCAGCAAGUCACACAUCAGAAUUCGCAAAAAGAACGAAGGCAAGCUAAAAUGUAUUCUUCUGACUGCAAGAGAAAUAAUCAAACUAAAACUCCACAAAGAGAACACAAUCCUAAGUCAAGUUUAAUACGUUGCGUGGAAAUUGCGAAAGCUCCUGUGUCUGAAAAAUCAACAGAUACAUCUCAUUGUCAAGAUCCUAACAGAAGUUCAGAGAAAUCUGAUAUACGCUCCUCGCCAGCAACAUUGCCAAAUGAUAUUGCCACACAGAAGAAUCAAAAGUCUAAGAAGGAGAAUAAAAAAUUAGGAGCCCCUACCUCUGAAUCAUCGUGGAAGAACAGAGUAAUCAGUCGUUUUUUGAAAAUGAGUAAGAAUGAUAUUUGCAAUAUGGUCAACAAUUCGAGUCUUCGUAAAUUUGAUAUCGCAAUGAAACAUUUAGUGAAAGAACGAAGGUCGUCGCUAUCCUUAAAAAUGAGAAAUACUGAGGAUGAAAAAAUGAAAGAGUAUGACAGAGAAGAAUUCAUGAAUCAAUUAAACGCAAUGUUGGACCCAGGUGCUGUGGUGGGUAUUACAGAUUUACCCACUGAAUUUAUUCAUCAUUUAAGCGAGGUUUUACAAUUAGAUCCUAUGCCCUCCGAUCUCGAGUCAUCUGACAAACAGAAUACAAAUAUUGAUGAAGUUAGAACUAUAAGUCAGAGCGAUAAUUCAGAAAUAUGUACCUCAGAAUAUUUCAAUGAAGAAAAUAUGGAAAUUCAACCAUGUAGUUACCAAGAACAUGAAGAUACAUGUAUAGAGAAAGUAGAAAACAAGUCUUCGCAGACAAAAGAAGAACCUUUUCAUUAUUCUCUAAACACACAACUUUCACAAGACAGUUCAUCGAGGAAGUCAAAUGUGAAUAAGUCAAAUUCUGAAACAGAAACUGUACAUAAAAGACAGCAGCCAUUAUUUAAUGAAGCUGAUCUGGAUGACAUCUUAUCUCAAGUGACAGAGAGAACAAAAUCAUUACCUAAUGCAACUUCAAAGACUAGCAUAGAAAGGGACAAAACUUCGAUGCAGCCAGCGAGGGAAACUUUUGAGCACAAUACUUUUUCGCAGAUUUCCCAUGCAACAGUAGCUGACCUCGAUGAUAUAUUUUCAGCAGGUAUCGCAAGAGCUAAGUCACUUAACAAAAAUGCAGAAUUAGAUACUUCAAGAACACGGAAAUCAAGUUCCGAAGAUCGAAAUACUUUUAGAAGUGAACGAUAUGAGAAAUGGAGUAGAAAGGAACGUGAAGAUCCAGACACAUUCAGGAAUUUAACUAAAGAAGAAUGGGAAGCUAAGUAUGGAACAAUGAAUGCUUCUGUAACAUCAGCUACUAUAUGGAAAACUGUAUCCAACAGUGCUGAAAACUUAACUAGAGAUAGUAAAAAUUACCAAUCUCAAAGGUAUUGCUCAUCAGAUUCACCAAUGAGAAAUGUAAGUAUAAGUCCCUUAACACACGAGUCUGUUUCUAUGCAUAAUCAGGAUAGGUGCAUAACUCGUUGUAACGAAAUAGAGGAAUCAAAAACAAUAGAACGGUCUGAAAGCAGUAACGAUUCUAGUACAACCAGUUCAAGUGAUAGUGACGAAGAGACCGUUGCUCCUAAUGUAACAAAAUUGUUAAAAGUGAUUAAAGAGAAGGAGAAAAUCGCUAAGAAAAGGUCGCUUAACGAAACUAUUAGAGACGAGGUGGCAGCUGAGAUAGAGAAAAAGUGGAAGGAAAAGAGUAAAUAUAAGGAACGCAAAUUUCGCAAACGUGAGAAACGGAAAAAGGAUAAAAGGGAAAAACGAAAGAAGGAGAAAAAGAGGAAGAAGAAGAGAAAUUCUCAUUCCAACACAUCAAAGUCUAGUGAACUCUCUGAAGAGUUCCGUUUGUUAACAGAGGAUGAGAUUAAAAAAGAGGUAACUGUCAAGGAAGAGCCAUUAAGUACAUUUGAAGAUAGUAUUUCUCAAGGAUUUAAUAAUGAAGCUAACAGCAGUCAAUCGGAUCCUACUAUUAGCAAUAAAAUUGCAGUAACUAGGUCAUGGAUCGAAUUGCAAAACUUGCAAAUGGAAAAACAAAUUCCUACAGUUGUUUGUGAUAAGACAUCAAUGCAGCCUAAGAAGAAGACAGCAAUCAUUUCAAUGACUGUACAACCAAAGACUAAGGCUCAAUUGAAACAAAUGCCAGAAUCCAGUGAAUCAGAACAAAAUCAAAUCACGGAGAAAUCAGCUGAAGCAGGGAGUGGAAUUAAUGAAAGUAGAGUAACGAACACUGAUGGUGAAAAGAUGAAUGAGCAUAUGGAAGAAAGUAAGGAUAAUGAAGUAACUGAAAAUAACAAUGAUUGUGUGGAUACUUCCAUAUGUAGAAGCAACUCUGUACUUCAAACCAAUGUACCUUUAAAUGUUAUCGAGCAAUCACACACAGAAGUUAUUAGUAACACCAAUGCACCAAAUACAUCUGGUAACUGUGUACAUCCUACUACUGAGACGAAUGCAAAUAAUCAGACAAGUGAACAAAAAACACAUGUAGGAGGUACUUCGUCAACAGAAACUAAAAGUGGAUACAGAAAGAUAGAUAUAAAGGCAUAUAAGGAACGUGCUCUCCAGAGACGCUUGCAAGAGGAAGCUAAGUUGAAAGAAAAAUAUUUAAAUCCUAUUUCUGUGUCACAAGAUUUGUCUCAAUCUGCUUUACCCAUUGAUAAGAUUCAUAGUGAAACUGAAAAAUUAAACUUAGAAAAAGAAGUUAAGGCAACGGAGGUGGAAAAUGAUGCUCUCUUGAAAGAUCCACGAUUAAUUAAAGAAAGAUCGAUUCAAUCAAUAGAUUCCUCUUGGUUACCUUCUCAAAAAGGGGUAAAGGAAAAAAUUGAUUUUGAAGAAGAGCAUAAAAAAAGUAAAGAACCUUUUGUUUUUACGCAACUGAAGAAUACCAAUGAAUCAGUAGAAAUUAGGGAUAAAGAAAAAACGAUAACACAAUUGGAUCCUAGUACAAAUCUUCUUGAAGAACCUAUUAAAUCAAAAGACCACAAAAAUGAUGAUAAAUCAUCUUCACAAGAAAGGAUAACUAAACGGGAAGUGGAAAACAAAAUUGGAUCUAAAGGAGAAGGGGACGAGAAAAGGUUAAAGAAAUUGACCACAGCCGAAUUUAAUAAAUUUAAAAAUAUCCGAUCGGAGGGAAGCAAAGAACUAAAACUAAAGAAAGAGAGAAAAUCAAUGGAGAAAAAAUCGACAAAAUCAAAGUCCUCGACAAGAGAAAAAGAUUUGAAACAUUCACAAAAAACUGAGGAAAUACAGAAGUCAGUGGCAAUAAAUGCAAAUGACACUUACCAUACUGAAAUUGAAAAGAUGAAUGAUAAUGAUACCUCUGAAUUACCACAAAGUGGAGAAUCACCAAUGCCUGCUGAAAACGUUACAAUAGAGACUAGUAGUACAUUUGAAAUGAGUAAGGAACAAACUAAUACUAAUUUUAGGGUAGGAAAGGGCAAUGAAAAGCCUACAGAUAAUAAUAAAGAAGUAACAAAUGUUAAUAAUCAACAAAUAGUAGAUUCACUUAACAAGAACACCAUAGAAGUACAGAGUAUGGAGCAAGGAGAACUAAAGACUGAAGAUACUCAAUGUUUAUUAAUCUCAAAAACUGAACAAAAUAGUACUAAGAAUGCUGAAAAUAACAGCCUUAAAAAUUCUGAUGUAAAUGCAGUACAAGGUGAAUCUGUAAUGAUUGAAACAUUAAAUAGAGAGGAAAUUGUAAUGGAAAAAAUGACAGCUAUAAACAAUAACUCAUUAGCUUCUGUUGGAGGUGAACCUACAAGCAAUACAAUACUUUCCAUAAUGGAUACAGAUCAUCAUAAUCAAGAACCAUGUCCUUUAGACGAAAAUGAUUGCUUAAAUAAUAAAGAUGAUUCAAAGGAUGCUGUAACUGAUAAUAAUUUCACUCCACAACAAAAUAAAUCCAAUAAUAUAAAUAAGAAUAUAAAAGAUGGCUUUGAAAAUGAGAAAAAUUUAGAAAUUGGAGUGGAAAAUGAAAAUCAGGAGAAGGAUGAAUCAAUUGCUGAAAUAAUUGAAGAUGUCCAGACUUUAAGGACUUGCAAUAAAAUUGAAGCAAGCGAAGUAAGAUCUCCUGAUAGUUCUGGUAGUCCAUUUAAAGGUUUUUUUGUGGAGUCCAUUGAAGAUAAUAAUCCUCAAGUAUCUCAGUUGUAUGGGGUACAAAUGGAAAAUAAGGAUGAAAUAGAAAGUGUAAUGGAAACUUCUAAGCAGAUAAUUGAGAUGAAUAUUAGGAAUAAACUUCACGUGAAAGAGAAUGACGAUAAAAAUCAUGAUAAUCGGUUUAAAAAAGUAAAGGAGUCUGAUGAACCAACAUUAACUUAUGAGUUGGUUUUAGAGCAGCCGGGUAUUACAGAAAACAGCUCUGUUGAGAAAAAGAUCAAUGAUAAUUCCAAUGUUACAGAGAAUAAUGGAGCAUUAUUAAAACUGGAAAAUAUAAGUGUAUUAGAAGAAUCUCAAACUAAAGUCAUGGAGACACAUUUUUCAACAGCUCAUGAUUUAGUUAGCCAAGACACAUUUGAUGAAGAUGGAGAACCCUUUAUUGUGUUGGAUGAGUACAUAGACGAAACAGAGGCAAGAUCUCUUGGAAAAUUAAGUAAUCUUGAGCUGGAUCUAGAAGACUGUAUUGCCAGAGAUACUGAUGCAUUUGCUAGCAAAUCUAAGCAAGAUGAAAAAAAUUCUAUAGACAACUUAAGAUCACCGAACUUCAAUUCAAUUGAUUUUAAAGAACUAUCAGAAGCCUUUGAUAAAAGUGAUGAAACAUUCACUGAGACAAAGGCUAAAACAAAUUCGAAUACAACUUCGUUUAAAGAUAAAGAAAAAGAUACUGUGAAGAUUAUAGAUGUUUCUUUUUCUUUGAAUGAGUCAAGUAACAGUGAAUCAAAUGUGCAAUCGUUACAAAAAUCGAAAUUAAUGGUUUCAAUAGAUUCAGAAGUUCUUGAAGCAUAUUCACAAAAGGAUGUGUCAAUCGAUGAUAUUCCUCGACAAUCUUCAACUCAUGAAUCAUCCACGGAAAUGGAAAGGAGUACACAUCAUUUUGGUUCUUCGCUAUGUCUCAAAAUAUCAGCAAAGUCAGAUAUUCCAGAGAAAAUUGCUUUGCGAAAAUCAUUGGAGAAUUUGUCUUUGGUUAACGUGCCAACAUCCGAAACAAGUAUUGAAUUACCAGUGUUGAAUGAAGAAUUUAGUAGUUCUGACAAAAAUAAUGAGAAAGAACAAAAUAAGGCUAAAAUAAUUUCAAUGUCUUCUCAUACAAAAAUAUCCGAUAAUCAAGAUAUACUUUUUAAUAUAACCGUUGAACAAGAGAAAAUACAAAAGUUGCAUGACAUAUUUGAAACAGAACAUGCAAACAGAUUGAGUCAAGAAAAAGAGAAUGAAACAUUGCACAGAAUAAAAAACACGCCUAAAAUGAAAUCCAAACAGCGCAAGAAGUGCAAUGUUUCCAAAAAUCAGAUAGAAGAAGCAAUAGCAACAGAUGUAGCAAAAACCAAGUAUCCAACUUCUAAAGAAGCAAUCAUGGCUAGGAUGAUAGAAAUCGAUGUUGAAAUUCACAAAUUGAUGACAGAGAAAAUGACUUUGUAUCAAAUGAUUACAAAUGAUGCUUUACCAACAAACAAUGAUUUAGAACAGAAUAAUGAAGGAUAUACACAUAAAGAAACCGACAUAUCCCUGGUUAGACCGCGAACUCCAUCCGCGUUAAUGUCACAAUUAAUUCAGAAUAUAGAAACUAGUCCUGUAACUAAUCAAUGUGCCAAAACAACUACAGAGAAUGCGAAAGAUAGUCUAAUGAAUCCUGCCCAACCAAACAAAUUUAAAAUGUCCAGAUGUGAGCAACAUAUUCAAAAAAGAAUUAGCAGUAUUAGUACUUGCAGUUCUGAAAAUGAAGAGUCCAUACAUCAGGUUAUUGAUACUAACACAAGUUCACCUUCCAAAAAGAAAAAGAAACAAAGAGGAUCUGAAAGAGUAGUGAAAUGGGAGAAUAAGUCUAAAUGUAUUAAAGAGAUAUUACACAUUAAUACAGAAGAAAAACAAGCCAACAAUAUAGUAAAAUCAAUUGCAAAAAAGGUUAACGCUGAACAAGAGGGAACUAAACAAGACUUUGAUCAGGCACUAACUAAUGAAAUUAGAUCUCAAGAAAAUCUAAACGACAUACUAGCUGAUGUGUUAUCGAAUCCAAAAUCUUCAUCUCCUAAGGAUAAAUUAUCUACACUUAAUUGUAAAGAAAAUGAAAAGCUUGUUGAAGAAACAGAAUUUCAAGUUUCUUCCAAUGAAGUUGGUAAAUCAAUAACAGAACAGUCUAAUGACAAAUUGUUGUUCAGUGAUGCAGAUACAGCAAAUUCUACGACAAAAGCACACGAGAAUAGAACACCAGAAAGAUCAUCUAUAUACUCAGAUGACAGUACUUGGGAUUCAUUUCUUCAGGUUCAUAGUGACGAUCAAAGAAAAUCAACUACUGGUCUUGCACUUUUGGAGGAAACAUAUAGGAAGGAAAUGGCAAAAACGCGAAAAAUAAAAACUGAAUUGCGAAAUAAGAAAAAGAAAGAAGGAAUGCAAGAAUUAUUACAAUCUGUAAGCCCUCUGACCAUUGAGGAAGAGGAAUUACCAUUGUCUGCAUUAUAUGUUAAAAAAUUACAUUUAAAGAAGAAAAUUAGUUCUGUGGACAAACAGGAGGAGAAAGGAAAUAAUGAUCAACGACUUUGGAAGAAUGUUGACGAAGUAAUAAAUGCUGUAGCAGAAAACAGAUUAGAAGAUCUUUAUAUAGAAAAUUCAGUAGAACAGUUACAUAAAAACAAUGAAAUUAACAUACUUCAUGUAGGUAACACAUCAAUGAAUGAGGAACAGACUAGCGAUCUGAAAUCAAACUCAGAACCCCCCAAAGUAUUACUGGAAGAAGCAAAAGAAAUAGUAGUUUCUGUCCCAUUAAAGAGUAUUGAAGAAGCUUACACUCAACAUUCUAAGAAUCCAACAUCUUCUGGUGAGAAAAUCAAAGCAAAUAAUUAUGUAGAAUUAACAUCUCUUAAUAGGACUCAAGCUCUAACGAAUAAUGAAGAACAGCCUCAAAGAAAUUUGAUCAAUGUACAAACACAGAAAAUAGAAGCACCACUUGAGAUAUCAAUGACUACUGAAAAAAAUGUAGUAGAGUUUGUACAACAAUCCACAGAAAACAGGAAUUUAGAAAUUAAUCAGACCGCUUCGAUAAAAAGUCCAACUACAUGUUUGGUGGAACCAGGUGCUAACGAUGCAUUUGAUAAUCAACCUACUUUAAAUAAUAUUGAAGUCAAUGUAAAUAUUGAGAAAAUAGAAGAAGAAAACACAGAUGGAAAGGACAAAGCGUUUUUCUUGCAAGAAGAAAUUGUUGAUUUUAAUAAAACAAAACACAUAAACUCUGAAGAAGUAGCAACAAUGUCUGAUACACUUGAAAGAAGUGAUGAUGAUGUAACUGAACCCAAUAAUGGCAUUAUGGUAACUAUUAGUCAAACUCCUCCAUAUGUUUUAAAUAAAAGUUCUAAUUGUGAACUUGAAAAUAUGAAUGAAGAAUCAUCUAAAGAUUCUUCGCAAAAUCAAGAAACUUAUUAUGAAAAAGAGUAUACAGCAGAUGAUUUAGAAGGAGGAAGUGAUCCAUCCAAAGAUGAACACUUCAUAAGUUUGAAGGAUCAUAAGGCACUGAAAAAAAGAAGAGAAUCCGAACGAUCUAAUAAAUCUUCCAGCGAAGAAAAUAAUAAUCGUAAUCGAACUCCCGUUCCUCUUCUCGGUGAAACUACAGAUUCGUUCAGAAGGGAUGAAGUGUCGAGUAAGAAGCUACCUAAACGUAAGAGGGGAAGUAGUAGGACACCUCUUCGGAGGAGUUCACGAUAUACAGAGGAGGUGACAAAACGAAUAAAACUUGAAGUCGAUACAGCUGUUCAGCUUAUAGAGCAAGAAUCUCAAGAAAAAAAUAUUCAAGUCCAAUUCUCUAGUAUGUCGCCUACGUCAUUGUCAUCGUACGACGAGGAAACUGAAAAUACAUCAUCAAACAUCAGGAAAAGCCGUAGUCAGAAAACGGCUGUGAAUAGGAAACGAUGUAUACCUUCAGAAAUUGAAAUUCAGUUAAAUACAUCAACUUCGAGCAAUGAUUUGAAAGAUAUUAAAAAAUGUAAACAACACACGAUGCCAGAAAUGAUGAAUUGCAAAGUAAGAUUGGUGGACAGUAAACAUACAAUCCUGAAACCAAAUGUACACCCUAAUGUAUUACGAAAAUAUGGAAUUUCAGCAAUUAAUUUAUUUACACAACUUCCUUCCGAUCAGGUAAAUCAUUCCUGUUUGACUGUAGAGUCUACAUUAAAAAACUCAUUGACUUGUGCAAAGCGUGCAACUUCGACAACUGAAUCAUCCCAGGGUCAUGUAUCGAAGUUAAUUAGAAAAACAGAGGAUGUAACAAAAUCCAUUAAUUAUUUGGACAAUUUUAAUAAAGUGAGAAGAGGUCCAAAAUCUAUGAAAAUGAAUCUGCCCGUAGAUGACAAAGACGACGAUUUUACAGAUGAAUCUAAUAUUCAAGUUAUGCAGAUUUUGACAAAGGAACAGGACAUAAACAUUUCUCAGGCUCGUGAGAAACCGGAUAUCGAAAUUGUGGAAGAGAAAAUGAUAGUUACCAAGAAUCAACAUCAAAAUGAUUCCGCAUCAAUGUUGACUGUGAUAGAAACAAAGGAUGAUAAGGAAAUACCAAGGACGCAAUAUACGGUCCAUAAAGGUCCUAUUUUAGAUAUUAAGGUUUUCGAGAAUUCAUUUCUGGCUGCAAGCGAGGAUGGCAGAAUAUAUAGAUACAGUCAAGCUUCAAAUGGAAUAUUAAACAUCUAUAAAGGCCAUAAAGCAGCCGUAACUUGUUUAUACGUGUAUAAUCCAAAUAGCACAGAUGUUAACAAAGAAUGGUUGUUCUCCGGUUCAUUGGAUGGAACCUUAAGGUGUUACAACAUAACGACUGGACUUCAAUUGAGGGACACUGCAGAUAUAGGUAGUCCGAUACAAUGUAUGGAUGAAGCUUGGGGAAUCAUUUUUAUAGGUACUAAAUCUGGUCAUGUGUCUCGUUAUCAUAUAAAGUCAGGAGUUAUAAAAGGGAAUAGCAUACAAUUUUCAGAUAAGUCUGUACUAGCUUUAAAAGCAACUAACGAGGGUCCACGAAGAGUACUCAUUGUAGCGUCUCGUAGUCAACCGAUAACAAUACGUGAUGCACAAAACGGCCUAUUUCUUCGCACUAUAUGUGGUCAAAAAAGUCAUACGGUGUACAGUUUGAUGCGUGAUCAUAAUCUAAUUUAUUGUGGCACAAGCACCACAUCCAUACUUGUCUUUGAUUUCACGAAUGGUGAACAAAUUACACAAUACGACGCUGGAGUAGGAAUCGUAUGUAUGCGACUGUAUAAACAAUUAUUAUUUGCUGGUUGUUACGAUGGGAAUAUUUAUAUAUUUGACACAAAGGAUUAUCGACUUGUAUGCAGCAUACCUGGACCCGGAAACAUGCUUUUAAGUAUGGAAAUCAUAGACAAUAAGAUCAUAGCUGGUAGCAAAGAUAAACGUUUGCAGUCAUGGCAAAUGUCAGGUCAAGUGCGAGCUUUACUCUAAAAGUUGGAGAAUCAAGGCUUGAACUGAAAUAUCCUAGUCUAGUCGUGCUCCUAAGAAAGAUUAACUUGAUUAACUUUGGAGUACAUUCUACAUAACUGUACAGGUUCAGAGAACUUAAUUUGUAAGAUGUGUAUGUAUAUAUAUUCAUAUGACAUAUAUGUAUAUACAUAUAUGUAUAUGAAGUAUAAAUAUACACACACACGAUCUUAUUUACGAAAAAUGCACAUAAACGGUAUAAAUACAUUUGUACAGAAACAUAGGUAAAUUAAAUUAUUGGUAUUGCGGAAAGAUUAAAAUAUUUACAGUAUAGUCAAGAAUCAUACUAGAGUCUUGUUUGUAAAAAAGUGGUAGGAAGGUCUUUAUUCCAAUUUAUCGAUUCGCGCUACCGAGGGCAAACCUCCUGUGCCUUGUGCGCGUUGCAAGAUAUUUUUUAUUUGGAACUCUUUAAUAAAAAAAGAAAAAGGAAAUACACAAACAACGUAAACGCAACUUCAAAAAAUGCACCCAUUGCCAUAAGAGAAAAGGAAUUUUUGAACCUUUGCACUUGUUUCUUUUAUACUUGCAAACACGUUUAGACACGAAACUAAGAUGUUCUCUUAAUAUGAUAUUGCAUACUUAGUAAGCAGUAAAACAGUAUCUUGUCAGUCCUAGAUUAAUUGUUAUUUUAUAACAAACUCAUAGGUGAUGCAAUAGUUUUCAUAGUUUGUUUGAUGAGAGCAAAGGUUGAUAUAAUUACCAAUUAAUGUAAAAUUAAUACUUCAAUAACAUAAAUACAAAUAAUUUUCUUUUGAUUUUUGAUUGUUUCAAAAGAAUUCUUAGGUAUCAUUUCAGAUAUUUAUUGUUUCAAAUUGUGAUUGUUUAUAGGCUCAUAAAUUUCUUAACUUGUUCAUAUGUUUUUUUACUAUUGAUUAAUUUCUUCUUUGUCGAUUUCUAUUUAUGACAUGUUUGUUGUUUUUAAUAUUUUUAAAUAUUUUUAAAUAUUUAUAUUUUCCUUACCAUGUGGCGUAAUUUUAAAUUAGGCAACGCUUAAUGAAAAGUAUUUCUCAAUUGUUAAUACUCGGUUUUUUCUAUUUAUUAAUUAAAACAAAGGAAGAUGCGUUUCUACCAGUGUUAUAAGUGGGAGACCUUAAAAUGUGAUUGUGAUGAAAUGUAUAUGUUAAGACAAUUUGUCCACAUCAUGAAUUACAUGAAAUGUAAAAUUUUUAAAGAAAAUAGCAGAUGUAAAGAAAUUGUAUACGAUUCGAUAUUUUCUGGUAUGGUUUACUUUCAACAUAUAUCCUUGCAUCCAAUGCACAUUGUACUUAUAAAGUUAUACAAUCAUUUGCAAACCAAUGAUUACACUGUGUUGUAGUUUGUAUAAGUUCAUUGUGUAUCUAGUAUUUGUUACGUGUAAUAAUAAAAUUGUUCCCACAUCUGAGACAAAGUUUUGUAGCAUUUAUUCUCAGACACGUAUUUUCUAUGUAAAAUAGUAAUAGCAUUGUACACAAUUUUAAAAUUUUGUAUAUUAAAUUGUACAAAAGCGUUAUAAAAAGUUUUAUAAGGAACCUAUACCAUGAAUUGUUACAAUUUUUUGUUUUUUUAAUUAAAGAAUGUACAAAAAUAUAUAUUUUAUGGUUUUUACUUUUGAUAGUCCGACAAUUAUGCGUGUUUCCUAGAGAAACAUUUGUUAAAUCAAUAAGCUUUCUACAUGUAUAC